Molecule: messenger RNA, 615 nt
Organism: Apis laboriosa (Himalayan honeybee)
Lineage: Eukaryota; Metazoa; Arthropoda; Insecta; Hymenoptera; Apidae
Gene: RpL32
Product: 60S ribosomal protein L32
Exons: 4
Coding region: 169-573 (134 amino acids)
Biological process (GO): translation
Cellular component (GO): ribosome; cytosolic large ribosomal subunit
Molecular function (GO): structural constituent of ribosome
Source: RefSeq, a predicted model, not a curated record
AUAUUAUUAGUUCAUGUUGAACAUAACCUUUUUCAUUCGGUGUGUAAUAAAAGACGGUAUGUGAAUUAUAGAAAAUCCAAAAACUGAAUGAAAAUCAUCUAUGUAAUAUAAAACAUAUAUAUAUUAGUUUAAUAUAGAUAAAUAAAGAUCUUGUAAUUCCUUAUAAAAAUGGCUAUUCGUCCAGUAUAUAGGCCUACAAUUGUGAAAAAAAGAACAAAAAAGUUCAUUCGUCACCAGAGUGAUCGUUAUAGUAAAUUAAAGAGAAACUGGCGUAAACCUAAAGGUAUUGAUAACAGAGUUCGUAGGCGUUUUAAGGGACAAUAUUUGAUGCCCAAUAUUGGUUAUGGAAGUAACAAAAAAACUCGUCACAUGUUGCCAACUGGUUUUAGAAAAGUUUUGGUACAUAAUGUCAAGGAACUGGAAGUUUUAAUGAUGCAAAACAGAAAAUUCUGUGCUGAAAUUGCUCAUGGUGUGAGCAGUAAAAAACGUAAAUCCAUUGUUGAACGUGCUCAACAACUUUCAAUAAGAGUAACUAAUGCCAGUGCAAGGUUACGUUCUCAAGAAAAUGAAUAAAAAUAUUCUUAUUUGAUUUAAUAAUAAAAUAUUUAAAACAAA